AUGGAAAGCCGGUUCCUUCGUCUGCUCUGGAAUGCAGACAUGAUGGCUAUAUUGCGAGGUUCAAAACCAAUCGCAUGGUUCUUGACCUCCUACCCAGCUUUUGUACUUACGGCGCACAAAAAGCCAGGUCCACGACGAUGGGCGCUACUCCCUUUCAACAUCAUGGGGCCGCUGCUCUGCUUCAACAGCGCUGGCACACUGGCAGCAGGUCUCGACUGGCUUUGGGCUUUCACAUCCAUCAUUUACAUGUUCCACGUCACGUCAGCUCUCUACAUUGAGUGCUGGGCCCCAGGAAGCACAGAAACAACUGGCUGGAGCCUUCUCGCCUGCUACAAAGUAUGGAUGAACCCUAGGCGUCUGAACAUUCCCGCUGUCCCCGUAACUCGACAUAGCUCCCGGGUCGGCUUCGUUUCUCAAAAACUUGGACUUCUAAUUGCUUUAUGGACAUCGUACCAUUUUCUCGAAUUCGUCAUUCUCUUGGCCAUCAACCCUCGGCCAAAUGACUUUACCGCGAAAACGAGGAGCUAUGUCCAUCUGACGGCAGAUCGAGGAAUGAUGCUACGCGUCAUAUACGCAUUCCACUGGGCAUAUUUGACGUAUCUCAUUCUCGUCGUUGCCAAUGCUCUACUCGCUAUUGUUUUCGUUGGUGUCCUACAGUUUGACGAGCCGGCGGACUGGCCUCCCCUGUAUGGAAGUCCGCUCAAGGCUUACUCACUGAGGCACUUCUGGGGCGCCUUUUGGCACAAGAUAGGGUCCACAUCGCAGGCAAUAUGGGGUCGAACUAUCGCAAGAAGUGGUCUGGGUAUCGAGGUCGGCUCAAAGAGUGAGAAAAUAUUCGUGGCAUUCUGGGUAUUCGCCGUCUCGGGAGCUACACAUAUUGCCGUAAAUUGGGUUACGAAAGCGACGGCCCCUGUGGAGGAUCUCAUGGGAGACAUGGUCUUCUUGAUGCUGAACUUUUUCGGUGGACUAUUUGAAGUCUGCUUGACUCGCUUGUUGUUCACGAAGAUGCAGCAGCGCAAAGAAAGCUCGCCAUGGUUCGGCCUGUUGUCCAAGGGUCUCGGCUUUUUCUGGAUGUUAGUCUUCUUCUACUUUACCGUGCCACCGUGGCAAUAUCCAUACCUCUAUGCGGAUGCAAAGAGUCGGAGGACUGGCUUCACGGUCAACGUAGAUAUUCCUGCGCGAUCGGCAAGAGCUGCUUGA
Molecule: messenger RNA, 1200 nt
Organism: Verticillium alfalfae VaMs.102
Lineage: Eukaryota; Fungi; Ascomycota; Sordariomycetes; Glomerellales; Plectosphaerellaceae
Exons: 1
Coding region: 1-1200 (399 amino acids)
Source: RefSeq, a predicted model, not a curated record